Molecule: messenger RNA, 1108 nt
Organism: Alternaria rosae
Lineage: Eukaryota; Fungi; Ascomycota; Dothideomycetes; Pleosporales; Pleosporaceae
Exons: 1
Coding region: 15-1064 (349 amino acids)
Source: RefSeq, a predicted model, not a curated record
GCAACGUCGACAAAAUGACCGAUAUUCGUCCGCGGGCUGAAGCCGAGCUUCACGCUACAAGAACAUGUUACCUCUCAAACGACCCUGUCUUCUUUCUAGUCCUCAUCAUCGCAGAGUACAACUUCAAAGAGGGAGUGAUAUACCUCCAAGAUGGUUUCGCAGGCUCGAAGGUUUACCGGUCCAUGAACUGCGGCCGAUUCAUCCAGUGCUUUGACAACGAGUCGGGCGAAGAAGUUGAAGUCGUGCGCCAAGGCACGGAACCAGUUCUCUUUCGUGAAGACCAAAGCGAAAUCAUCUUUACGACAGGGAAGCCCAGUAAAUCCUGCGAAAUGCCUUUCAUUACUACUGCUCUCCGACCAGAGAGGAAGUACAGGCUGUGCUUCAAACCGACAACUCCGAUUUCGCAUUGGCCAGUCAGCGCGGUGAAUACUUCAACCUCUCUUGCAAGAAGCCCGGACGGUUCGCUAUCUGCGUCUGAACUUCCCACACCAGCUACACCGACUAUACCCUGGAACGCUGCCAAUGGCAACGACAUGAUCGUCUUUGAGACCCGAAGUUCGCGACCGAAGACACCAAAGGUCACUGUCUCUCUAUCAGCACCAUCGACAUACUCCCUUUCCUCGACCUCCAAGAAAUUCACAUUCACGCUCGCCUUCUCGACGGAUGCCGCGUAUCCCUUCACAAUCCACGCAGAUCGCGCAUGGGUCAAGACUCUUCAAUCCGACGUGGCAAUCCUCAACGCAACCACGCGACGCAAGCUCGAACCCUACACAGAAAUCUGCCGCGACCAUUACGAGAUCGAAAGGCACGAGUUCAUACGAUUCGAAAAGACGUACACCGAACACCGAGAGCUAGAUUUUAGAGGCAGGAAGAUGGACAGAUUGAAGCUUGAGGUUGGGAAGGAGUAUAUACUCUGCCAUUUGGGCGGAUCGUGGUGGUGGACGGAGGAUACGGUCGAUGAAGUUAUGGAAUAUCUGGCUUCUUGGAGCAGCGCGGGUCUGGAGGUGGGUACGAAAGUCGAGUUUGAGGGCGCGGGUGAAGUGAAGUUCACGGUGGUGGGGUGAUGAGAUUUUGAAGGUAGAUGAGCAUACGGUUAAACUCUAGGUUC